This is a messenger RNA of Perca flavescens (yellow perch), 2596 nucleotides long. RefSeq names its product unc-119 lipid binding chaperone a2 (gene unc119a2). Bases 44 to 793 code for a protein of 249 amino acids. The record is from RefSeq and is a predicted model, not a curated record. Gene Ontology annotation, biological process: positive regulation of protein tyrosine kinase activity; lipoprotein transport; negative regulation of clathrin-dependent endocytosis. The transcript is spliced from 5 exons. Gene Ontology annotation, cellular component: spindle pole; centrosome; spindle midzone. Gene Ontology annotation, molecular function: lipid binding. NCBI's taxonomy places the organism in Eukaryota, Metazoa, Chordata, Actinopteri, Perciformes, Percidae.
UCUUGGAAGCUCUGGGUUAGGAGAGGGGGAGGAGGAGCGGAGAAUGAGCUAUUCUUGUACCAGCAGAGGCAACAGCCAGGACCCAUCAACCGCUAAGAAGGCUGCCGGUAAUAAUCCGGGCAGAGGCACUGACAGCAGCAGUAGCGGCAGCCCGAAGCAAACGGCAUUGAUGAAAGUGAAGAAAGGCUGCAACUCGACCGACGUGGGGGUCCCGGGGACCAUGGAGGAGGACCUGCAAGGCAACACGGUGAUCACUCCGGAUGAUGUUCUGGGCUUGCAGAACAUCACAGAGAAUUAUCUGUGCAGCUCAGACGAAAACAUUUACAACAUUGACUUCACCAGGUUCAAGAUCAGAGAUAUGGAAACCGCCACAGUGCUGUUUGAAAUCACCAAACCUCCAUCCAUAGACAAAGCAGGAGAGAAGAGGGAUGUUGACCCAAACGCCGGCCGAUUUGUCCGUUACCAGUUCACCCCCGCUUUUCUCAGAUUGCGACAAGUUGGAGCCACAGUUGAGUUCACGGUCGGAGACAAGCCAAUAGAAAACUUCAGGAUGAUCGAGAGACAUUAUUUUAGAGAGAAGUUGCUCAAGAGUUUUGACUUUGAGUUUGGCUUCUGCAUGCCCAGCAGCAAGAACACCUGUGAACACAUCUAUGAAUUCCCACCUCUGUCUGAGGACAUCAUCAGAGAGAUGGUCCUGCACCCGUAUGAGACACAGUCCGACAGCUUCUACUUUGUGGACAAUAAGCUGGUGAUGCACAACAAGGCGGACUACUCUUACAACGGCGGGACAUAGAGAUGACACGCUGACACGAGAGACAGGUGGAUGUAUGGACUGACCUAAGAGACGAUCGGAGUACACUGGUGGAGUAAACAUGCUGUAAAUCCAGUAUGUCUCUCUCUGUUUAUUUCUGUCUUUCUUACGCUGAGAGAUCGCCAUCCAGAAAGUGAGUUCGUGUGUGUGUGUGUUUUUAGCUAAGCCUAAAAAAAAGCCCCACACACAGUUCACAGCUUGUGUGGCGUUGCUGUUACAAAGUGUAUUUGUGACAUGAUAAACCAGCAAGUAAGCAACUUUUUAGGAAAUAUCAGAUGGUUUUUCGCUCUCAAAAAAAGAAAAAAAGACUAUCUUCAAAUAUUCAUAAAAAAUAUUUUUUUCAUUCCUGUAAUGUUAGUGUGUAGGAACAAACAUUGCAUCUAAAAAUGUGUGUUUUUAGGACUUAAGUCAUAGUGUUUGGGGAAAUUAUUUCCCGGAUUCAAUGAGUGAGUAUGUGUGUUUGUGUACUUUGUAUGACUGUCUGUCUGAAGCAUGACUUAUAGUCUGAGAAAAAGAAAUACUAAUAUUUAAAGAAUAAUGUGGUCAUCUGGUGUGCAGAGGUCGAAUAGAUUUCCAAAACCUGUUAGCACAUUUUUCUACACAGUAAGCAGUAGUUGGUUCAUCAGACAGGUUUCCUCUUUUCGUCCCUUUGUUCCGUAUUUAUUUCUCGAGUCAUGUGACCCGUUUUAACUGUAGGGCACAUGUGCUUAUUGUCUUUGCUCAAAGCACAACAUCUCUGCAGCUUUGUCAGCUGUGUACUAGCUGCACUUUUCCAGCCUCAUGUUGCUAUGUUUAGGCGAUAAAGAAGUUGUUAAAACCUUUUGUAAAGUUGUGUGUCCAAGUUUAAAGUUUUUGCUGUUUGGAAACUUUUCAUGAGAGAAGAAAAGGAAAACUUGUAAAUGUUGAUAUUUUUCAGUCAGAUUUGUGUUGCAAAAAGGAAGAUUUGAGGUAAUGUAGCAGAAAUCACCCUUACAUGUUAUAUAGUUUUGUUUGUACAAGUAUUGUGAAGUUAAAUUUUGUUUCUGUGGCAGUCCUCAUGUCUUUUAUGUCCAUGUGUUGUUUCUCUGUUGUCUGAUUGCUGCUAUCUGAUCGCUCAUUUCUGUCUCAUUGUUUUCAGAAACAUUCCGGUGAGUAAGGACCUGAGUGUGUUGAUCUCUUGUUAUUUGAGGGCAUUUAUUACACAGGGAAUCAGUAACUGAUCUGUCUUAGGACAACUCUAAAUUGUAAUAUGCACACUUUGCUUCCUCUCUGUCUGUGCUGAGACGCAACCAAUCUACCUUUUUUUCAAAAUAUCUGCACAUAAAUGUGUGAUUUGAUUCACUAUAUAAUCAGUUUAGUGAUCCUACUUAAAUUGCCGUAAACUCCACCCACCUGUUGCAGAAAGUGUAUUCAAACAAAUGCUGCAAAUGAUUUGCAAAUACUAGUUGAGCCAGGUCUAUGAAGAAAUGCAACCAGUUUAAAGGAUAUUACUAAAUGCAGCUGUUGUGUUCAGAUCAACACAAGAGAAGGGUGGAAAUUGAUUUUAGAUUGUCUUUAGCUUAAAGUGAUUAAAAUCCGGGGGACUUUUUUUUGGGCCGAUUACACGUACAGGGAAUAAAGUAGCAAAUCUGCUAAAAGUAGUGAAAUCAACACCUGAGAUAAUAACAGAUUGACUUGAAUUAUAUGUCAUAAAAUGUAACGCAGAUAUGUAGAACACAUUUAUUUAUGACCAAUUGUGACUCGUGUACAAAUUAUUUUGAACUCAUGUAAAGUUUUUGACGAUUCAAAUGUUGGUAAAAAAUAAAG